GCGGGUAAUUGUAAUCUCCAUAAUAUUUUCCGCUAGAGGCGCUGAAGGUCUGUAAUAACGUCUAUAGCUCAUUUCCGGUUUAUGUGAUAGCUUAACAUCGUUCUUCAUUUUUCGUUAUACAUCCGUUUGUAUACGAUAAGUAUAGACACAGUUCACAGAAAUGGCGACCGCCGUGCCAUCGAGAUUCGCAGUUCUCAGCAUUGAUGAUGAUGAUUGUAAGCCGAAGAAAACUCAGAAGAAUGUUGCUACCGGUAAGACGAAUCAAAAAGCUAAAACCGACAAAUCAAAACAGCAGCAGCAACCAAAAAAGGAUGACAAGAAAAAACAAAAUAAGGGAAAAAAGAAAAAGACUAGUAGUAAUGAAAAUCAACAAUGGGAACAAUGGAAACAAAAAGACACAAUGGCUGUCGAGGAAACGUUUGAACAAGAAUUACAUCAAGCCAUCUUGCUGUCAAAGUUGGCUUAUGAAGAGCAGCUAGUAAGUGCAGCCAAGUCAGAAAAAGAGCCUGAGUCAAAUAAGAAAUCAGGGAAAAAAUCAAAAAAGGCUACUAUGUCAUUGGAGCAAUUCAACAAUAUGGGAUCAGAUACUACUACAACAACAACAACAACUACUACUACUACUGCUACUACUACUACUGCUACUACUACUACUCAAAAUACAGUAUCACUACCAGAAAAUAGUGAUACUAAAUCAAAAGAAUUAGAUACAGAAUUUUUUGAAAGAGUUGAGAAGGAAACAAAAGAAGAAAUUACAAAGGAAAAAGAAAAAGACAUGUUGAAAGCAAGAUUAAAUAAAAUCGAUGAUGAUAUUACAUCUGCUCAGUUAAGGGUAGAAGUGGAGAAACGCGAUGAGAUUAUUAAUAAAUUAAAAAAUCAAGUAGAAAAUUUAAAAGAAGAAUUAACACAAGUUAAAGAAAGAAAUAAAAAGCUUUAUCAAAUACUAUCUCAUGGAGAAAUGAAAGAUAAGGCGUCAGUUUUAGCCGAAGUAGCAAAGUUGCAAGAAAUAAGAGAUGAGUUGACAUCCGAAGUAGCAUCUUUACAUGCACAAUUAGAACAAGAGAGGUCCAAAACACGUACUUCUAGUACAGAUACUAAACCAUCUAAACAAACUAAUAAGAAGAGGCCCGCUAGUGAAAAUGCCUAAACUACAGAGUAUUUUUGUUGAAUAUAAAAUACUAAACCAUUGUGAUCUAUAAAGCUUAUUUUACUGCUAAUGAUUAACCAGCUAACAGUCUCAAGACUGAUACGUAAUCAUUAAAACCUAAGAUCUCAUGAAAAUGUAUCACGUAUUUGACUUUAAAGCACAUAAAGCAAUCUUUUAAGUAAAUAUUUUUCGAAUAUAUAGAAGUUCGCUCGACGAAAAUGUGGUCAUAUUUUUCUAAACUGCAUACAUUCGUUUAUAAUUCAAGUUUCAUUUUUUUCGUAGUACGAAAACAUUUUCCUUAUACAGAUUUUCUUAUAUACAUAGUAAGUAAACAUAAUUUUGCAGUCAAGUUUAAACGGGAAACCAGUAUAACACUAUUUCCAAUAUUCAAACUUGACAACAUAAACAAAUAUUAUCUUCCAAAUUUUGUGCGAACGUAAUAUCACUGAUAUUAUCUGAAAUAUUUUGUAAUAAAUAUGUAUAUUCUACAGCA
This is a messenger RNA of Frieseomelitta varia, 1637 nucleotides long. RefSeq names its product G kinase-anchoring protein 1-like. Gene Ontology annotation, biological process: signal transduction. Gene Ontology annotation, cellular component: Golgi apparatus. The transcript has 7 exons. The record is from RefSeq and is a predicted model, not a curated record. Bases 161 to 1144 code for a protein of 327 amino acids. NCBI's taxonomy places the organism in Eukaryota, Metazoa, Arthropoda, Insecta, Hymenoptera, Apidae.